UGACGGGUUACAUUUUAACCAGGAGCCAGUGUUCCUCUGCAGUGACGACUCUUUCUCCAGAAGAGGUUCUACAAGCGGCCAAAACAAAAACACUACAUGCACACGCCAGCCAGUCCACGCAAGGGCGAUUUCGCAUUGUAACGCAGACAGCUCCUUUCAUGACGGCAAGCCUUUCAAAGUCAUUGUCUCUACUACCAAACGGGGAAAUACUUCAGAAGUGUGUAGAAGAGCACAGUGCAGAAGUUCCCAUCACUGAUGCUUUGAGUUUGUGGGGAAAUAAACUUCUUUUCUGCUGGAAACAUGUUGGGUUUGUGUGAGCUGCUUGGCGAUGAACAGUUCUGGAUGCUCAGCGCUUGAACAUGGAGCAGUUUCACAUUAGCGCAAUGUUGAGGAGAACUCUUCAUAUUUGUGGUGCUAGAAACUGUGAAAGCUGCCGAACAUUUGUCAAGUGGGGCGUGAAAAUUCUGGACGUGGUCAGAGACAGAGCACAGAACUAGAGGUGGUAUUGUCGUGAUGGAGAAGCCCCAGUCCAAUAUGUUUUUCCAUAAACGAAGGUCCCAGUUGUUGUUACUGAAUUCACUGACGUGUGGCUUGGAGAUUUGUGUGGCAGCUGGAAUCACCUUUGUACCCCCACUGCUUCUGGAAGCCGGGGUACAAGAAAAAUACAUGACUAUGGUUUUGGGUAUUGGGCCUGUCCUAGGACUGAUAUUUGUUCCGAUGAUCGGUUCAGCAAGUGACCAUUGGACAAGUCGCUAUGGCCGCCGACGCCCCUUCAUUUGGGCGCUCUGCUUUGGGGUCCUUCUGAGUCUCUUUGUUAUCCCUCAUGCCAGCAAGAUGGCCACUUUCUUCAGCCUGAAAGAUUACCCUGUCGAUGUGAUCUUCCUUAUCGUUGGGAUCUGCAUGUUGGACUUCUGUGGCCAAGUCUGUUUCACCCCUCUGGAGGCCCUGCUCUCAGACUUGUUCCAUGAUGCAGAAGAUUGCAGGCAGGCUUUCUCCAUGUAUUCCUUUAUGAUCAGCCUGGGGGGUUGUAUCGGCUACCUCUUGACAGCAGUGGACUGGAAAAGGACCUUUCUGUCCACUUACCUUGGUGGGCAAGAAGAUUGCCUCUUCACACUUCUGGCUGCCAUAUUUAUUUUCUGUGUUCUUGCAACUUUUUUUGUAUCUGAGGAAAACGGUAGUAAUAUGGAUGGCCGGGUUGACAUUUCACCAAAGGAAGUCAUUAAGCCUCUGUCAAGGUACUGUUGUUGCUCCACUAGUAUGCUUUGGCGAGCAAGGCAGUACCUUCUGGUACUGAAGAACUGUUGCACUUUGAUCCCCAAACUCUCUAACUUGUACUGUCGCAUACCUAAGGUGAUCCGGCAGCUGGUUGUAGCCGAGUUCUACAGCUGGAUGGCUCUCAUGACGUUCAUGAUGUUCUACACAGACUUUGUGGGGGAGGGGCUGUACCACGGAAUCCCUAAUGCUGAUCCUGGGAGUGAAGCUAGGCUACGCUAUGAUGAAGGUGUUCGAAUGGGCAGUAUGGGUCUUUUCCUGCAGUGUGCAUUCUCAAUCUUUUGUUCAGCAAUAAUGGACAGACUGGUGAAGGGGUUUGGUACCAAAGUAGUAUACCUCGCCAGCAUAGCAUUUUUUACAUUUUCUGCCAUCAUCAUGUGCCUUUCGAAGAGUGUGGUCCUGGUGACAGCGAUGUCUGCACUAACAGGGUUUACGUAUUCAACUCUACAGAUUCUGCCCUACACAUUGAACUCGCUUUAUCAUAAGGAAAAACAGGUAUAUUUUUGCAAGCACAAGUUUACUGAACUCGAAGAUGGCAAUUGCCAGAUUGAGAAAAAGGCAUCUUUGCAAAAUGGAAUCUUGAAUCAUAAAUCAUAUAAUCAAAAUGGAAAUUUAAUUACAACUGCUCCUCUACUGUCUUCCAAAGGCCCGCUGCCAGAGAGAAGCAGCAUCUCACAGAACCGUGGAUCUCAGUGCGAGGUCAUCGUGUCUGCUGGAUCUACUGACAGUGAACAGUCUACUAUGGGGAGGGGGAUUUGCCUUGACCUAGCUAUUCUGGACAGUGCCUUCCUUCUUUCUCAGGUCAUUCCCUCGCUACUCAUGGGAACAAUUGUUCAGUUUACACAGACAGUAACUGCUUACAUGAUCUCCGCGGCCUUCUUUGGGACAGUGGCUAUUUAUUUUGCAACCAAAAUAGUUUUUGAUAAAAAUGAUUUAGAAAAGUAUUUAGUGUGAUGUAAUGAAGGGAUGAUGCUUUUUCUGCUAUGGGGUGGUGUAACAGUUGGAGGUGAGUGAUAUUGAACUCUACCGUAUUAUUAUAAGCACAAUGGUUGUCAAUUAAGACCAGAAUGUAGAGUUAAAGAAAACUUCUUCAGAAUUCUGGAGAGGUCCUUGGUUCAUUGAUAAUGCUAUUGCUCAAUAACUUUGUAGUCUGACAUGAAUCUAUUUCAGUGACUGGAGACCAUACGGCUUUCAUUUGGUGUUGAUGCGCAAACAUCUGCUGCUUAUCAAAUCCUGUCACUGCUCUGAUUUUUAAAUGAAUCCAUUCGUACACUUCAAAAUGUCAAGUAUUUUACACCACUCUAAUUUUGAUUUUAAAGACAUUUUAAUUGCUGACCUGUGUAGUUUACAGAAGGCCUUAAAUACAUGUCUCUUGAUGUGACUUCAAAAACAGAUUCCUUACCCACGAGUAAAAUUUGAGUCUAUAAUUGCUUUUUUAUAGAAAAAGGUACCAAAGCUCAUAUUCUGAAGAUAUAGUUACGCUACUGUCUCACAAGAUGGGUGAAGGGAAAAGCUAUUGGAUUCCUACAGGCAAGCUCCCUCACUGCACAUCAUCAAACAACCUAUACCUAACCGUAUUGCAUCCGUACUCCAAAUUCACGCUGGAUAGGUCACCAGGAUGAGGGAGAUUGUGGUCAACCUGACCCAUCUGCCCAUGGAAUUAAACUCCUCCCUCUCCUCCAUGGUAGCGGGUAACUUGCCCAAGUGCAAUAUUGAUGCCACUGGCAUCUUCAAAGGCCUACAUUGGGAACGGGUCCAAAUGAAUGUAGCAGUAAAAGAUGUGUAUGAAAAUGUUGAACUGAAACAUCUGGGAUUGGAUUUUUGUGUGUGUUUGGGAACAAUAAGACAAUGCUAUUUUAUUGCCUCAUAUUUUAAACACUUUUUAAGACAGUACCACAUCUUCCAGGUGAACUUGCAUAAGCCUUUGCUUGGUGAUUGAAAUGUUUUGUUUGCACUUAUAAUGGCAAGGUAGCUUUUUAAUUAUUAGCAUUGUCAAAUAGUGCAUUGUGCUGGCCCCUUGCCAGCAGGUUUCAGAGCUCUGUUUUCCACUGACUUUCAGAGGAGUCAUCUAGCAUCUGCUUAGAAGGAAGAGUGUAAAUAGAGGAGAAAGUUAUCCCCGAGGUACCAUCAUACACCUCAGUUGGCUUGUCCUGAGCAAAUAACAGAAGGCGUUGCCAUCGUAAGACGAGGUCACUUUAGGAAGAGGGUUGGGAUGAGCAAAGGAGAUCAGAGAAACUAUGCUUUUUCUCCUUCAGGUUUCUUCCUCUUGCAGAGGGUUAGAUAAAACUUUGCACCAAUUGCUUCUACUGACAUGCAUUUUUAUAUCGGACUUUUACCCUCUGGUUCAAAUGCUCACUAUAUGGGAAUGAUACUCCGUAAGGUCCCAGCCUUUUCCAAGGCCACAAGUCUGCUUCAUCAGAUUUGUGGCCUGGAUAUGUCUCGCACCUUGCUGAUCUCCACCUGCACAGCUAUCAUCCUUUGAUAAGCUUGUCCAGCCCAUCCAUCAUUCUAGACUUCAUGCACUUAGUGGGGCGAUGUCCCCUAUCAACUAGACAAAACUACUGAUAGCUUCACUUAGUUUAGCUCAUCAGCUGAGCUAAAGUAUCAGGAUGUGCCCACUGAUUUGCAUUUCCAGCCGCUUGGAUGAAUGAGAGCUGAGGACACUGCAGAACGCAAAUUCCAAACCAGACUGUGAGGCUGAGAAUGACUCAGGUUCUGUCCUUUCCCAGAAUUCCCCAUGUGAUCCAGGAACAGACACAAUAUGUUGUUUUGAUUGCAAACACAACCCGAAUAUGCCUUGUCCAUAACUCAAGGCUGUCUUGGUGAACAGAAAUUGUGUUUUGAGUGAGAAGGAAAAAUAAUUUGAAGAAAAAACGGAUGAAAGUUGAUGGAAAUCCCGCGUUGAUUAUGGAAAGUGUCCUCUUGAUGUGCCAAAUAUCUUGAAUGUUUCAUCAUUAAUUUGCAUAAUCAUAACACUAUGCUACAAUCUUCUGACUUGAUUUUGAAAAUCACUCCAAUCUCGGCAGGGAUUAAUUGCCAGUAAAAUGUGCCUUCUUUAACCAUUCCUUCAACUCUUAAUAAAACACCAGAGGUAGAAGCAUUAUUGCAGUCCAGUACACAUGGUUCAAUUCUGGCAAAAUACAGUAAAUCGUCUGUGUCCACAAAAUCAUGAAUUGCGAUUUUGUCUAUCCGCACUUAAAAAAAACAAAAAAAUCAAUAACGAUGAGCAAAUAUCCUUAAUCUGUAACUUUUUUUUUUACCAUUUUAACCUUUUUAAAUCUAUUUUUAAUGAGCUCCAUGCUUGUGAUUUUACUCAUUCGCUAGGGUGGGAGGUGUAUCUCGGGAACAGAACCCUCGUGGAUACAGAGGAAUGACUGUACAAGGUUUAAAAUGGACCCAGUGCCCUAAAUUGCAGACAGGUUCAUGCACCUUUGGAAAGAUCAGCAAUCUUCAACAUUAAAGCUUUGGAUGUUCAGUAUUAGUUGCAGCAUUUCACCUUUUGUGUUGCUUUUAGAUCAUAGAUAUGCAACCUUGGUGUUGACAGGUGUCACACCCCUGUGUACACUGAAGUACAGUGAUGCUCUGAAAAGUGUCACAUUACAGUAGGCACUUCAGGCAGGAAUGUUUUCAAGAUAUCAAUUUCUGUACAAUUGGUCAUUUAAACAAUAACUGUAAUUGUUCUCCUUCAUGACCUCUGGUCUAUAUUCCCUAUACACCAAGAACUCUCACUGUAGUCGCUGGUUGCAGAGUCAAGGAUAUUUUUGGUUAGGUAGAGUGGAGCAUUGCAGCGUAACAAUUGGACUGGACUAAUAUUUUGUAGCCUUAACCUAAAUCUCAUAAUUCAAUAAUAGCAAAAUCUGACAUUCUCAAACAUGGCACCAUUCCAUACUGUGUUAUACUCUUCCACGUGACUGCCCUCCUGUCUUUUUAUGAGCUUUCUAACCAGUCACUUUUCCAGUUAUUCCUCAGUGUCCCCAACCUCUUUCUUCUUUGCUGAGGCCGUAAAUCAUUCGACAAGAUGCUCCACAAACCUAGCAGGCCAUCCUCACAGGAUGGGUUCAUGAAACCCCCCAUGACAGAUCUCCAAGUUGGCAGGAUGGCUAAGAUACCUGAAGGACUUCCAAGAAAUGAAACAAAGUAAAUUUCAUUUUUGUUUUGUUCAUAUGAAAAUAUAAUGCUUUUGACAUUUCAAGUGUUUCAACUGAACUUGGGUAGGAGUAAAGAACUUUCUUUGUACUUCAGGACCAUUAGCACUGUAAUACAGCACCCCAUUGCUGUUUUCUGCCUUCAACCUGUUGGUAAAUCAUCCAGGGGUCUAACAUUGUCCAUCUGAACUGAUGGUUUGCCUUUUUAUUGUCCUGCACCAGUAAGAAGGUUAAUGUUGGAAAGUACCCUCAUUUAUGUGUAUGUUUCUGAAUGUUAUUCACAAGUCAUGUACACAACUACGUUAGCAUUUUAGUGUCUGUAUCACUCACCUCUGGCUGACUUUAGGUCUCUAAAUUGAUUGCUACAUUAUAGAAAUGUAUUUGGGGGAAAAGGUAUAUUAUUUUUUGGUAGAAUUAAUAAUUUUGCCUUAAAAAAAUCUAUUUUUGUUAAAAUUGCUGACCUUGCAACUGUUUAAAAAGUCUAUGAAUACUGUAUUUAUACUGUAGAGAUAUUUUGUACAGUGACAAUUUAUAUCCCUUAUAUAAAGGAACAGGAGUCCACAGGAAUAUGGAAGCUGCUGUAUUUUUCUCCAUUGAGGUCCUGUUGAUGAUCUAACUUUUUGCUUUUGGCAACAAUGUCUUCACUUGGAUCACAACUGAACAAAGGCCUUGUAGGAGAAUCAGAUCCAUUGAUGUUUACAACACAGCAGGAGGCCAUGAAUCCCACUGUGUCUGUGCAGGAUCUUUGCUGGACCAAUCCAAAACUAAUCCUAUUGCCUUGCUGUGCAUCCAUAUGGAAUCGCCUCUUCCUCUGCUUCAGCUAAUUAAUUGAUUUUUCCUCAAAAGGUACAAUGGUCUUUGCCUCGAGUAUUCCAUACUGCAGCAUAAUCCUUCUGCAUGCCCUCCUAUCAGAAUUCUCAAUAAAUCUCUUCUUAUUCUUCUCUGCUCUGAGUGGAAAUAACUCCUCCAACUCAAAUCUCCCCUAGAUACCCAUCGCUGAUUUUAAAACUUUCUGUUCCAUCCCUUCUCCUCAUCCCCGAUGCUGGCUGCACAUUUACCAAACUAGUGCAUCUAUUGCAUUAAAUUAUUGAUAUACAGAAAUAAGUUGUGAGUACUCUAACACUGGUGUUAUUAAGGUUAAGGCUCCUCAAGUAUUCAUCAGGAAAAGAAAAGCUGGUGCGUACAAUUGCGGGAUCAGUUUAGGGUGAGGUAGAGUGCUGGAAUGGUAGAAGCAAUUCAGGCCACUAAUCUUCACAACUAGCUUUUCAGCAACUUUACAGAUGUGAUGCAUAUCUCCAACAAAAAAAAUGUUCUGUCAAACAUAGUUUGCUGUUCUUGUCAUCUCACUUUCUCUUUACUCUCAUUCCAUAAGCAUUUGUGCUAACUCUUGGCCAAUCUGGCUGGCUUCUUAAGUAAUAUAACAAAUAAAACAAAGAGCUGCGGAUGCUAACUGAAAUUUUGGGAGAAACUCAGCAGGUCUGGCAGCAACUGUGAUGGUUCAGCACCUCCUUCCAUGUCUAUUACCCACCUCCAAAGCCCAAGUCCUGUCAUGAUUUGAAUUGCUUUCAGCAGAGCUAAUCCAUUCUCCACUACUCAGUCUCCAUUAUCACCCAUUUAGCUACUGUUCUUCCCUGGCUUACCCUCAACAGUCCCUUUGUCUGCCUAUCUUUUUUGUUUCCCUCUCUCUGGCUCACUUUGGGUUCUGUCUCCACCUAUCCACUCACUCCUUUACCUCUCCACUCCCUGCCAUCCGCAUAAGUACCAUUUUUUCAUUGCUGCUUCUAGUUCUGAAAUGGGUUCAGGAUCCGAAACAUUAACUCUGCUUUCUCUCCACAGGUGCUGCCAAACCUGCUGAGUUUCCCUAAUAAUUUCAGUUUAUGUUAGAUUCUUUUACUUCUCUUUCUCUUACCUAUCCCCUCCCUUUCCCCUCAGAACCUGCAAAACAUGUGACCAUGUUAGAAGUGGCAAGUAAUAAAUCUUAAGCUGGAUAAUUCAGUGAGCCCAACACAGAGGGGAGGUAGCGUGGGACAAAAACUAGUCCCAAACUCAGUAUGAAUCUGCAGGGAGUUCAAUCCCACCAUAGCAGCUGGGGUAAUUUUUAAUUCAAUCAAUGAAAUAAAUCUGGAGUAAAAAAACUAGUAUCAGCAUUGGUGACUGUGAACUGUAUUGUUGCAAAAACGUAUCUGGAUUCACUAAUGUCCUUUAGGGAGCGAAAUCUGCCAUUCUUACUGAACCUUUCACCCUUGUUGGAAAUGGCUUAUAAGCGAUUGAUUCUUAAGUGGUGUCCAGAGUGGCUUGGUAACCCAUUCACCUGUAUCAAACCGUCAUGGUUGAGUAUAAUCUGAAUAACGUAGCACUGCGGGAGUCCCUUCGCUACACAAAUUGCAGUUUUCCAAGAAGGUUGCCAAUCACUUUCUUUUCCAGGGCAAUAAAUGCCCAUCCUGCCAGCAACUCUCCCAUCUCCAAAUUAAGAAAAAGAAUAAUCUGCCUGCUGACAUUUACAGGCAGAUUUCAUGUGCGUCAAUCUCAUUGAAUUUGUAUUUUGCAGGUUUUCAUCCCAUUUUCUCCUUCUUCCUUUCCGUCAUAACGUGCCUAACACUGAUGCUGUUUGCAAUGGUCAUUCAAGUGGCUGUUUUUCAGCUAAUCUCAGCCCUCCCCAGUUGAGAGGGCAGAAACCACUUUGAGAGUCCUUUUGUGAAGAUCAGCCAACUGGAGGCUUCCAAAAGCUCCAAGGCAGCAAUGGACGCUGUGGAGCUCCCCUCUUCUCCACCCCUCCUCACCCCAAAGCCCACUGUCACUCUCACAGGUCUUUUUCCAUCAGCUCUUCCCCCAUACUUUGCACACCAUCACUCCCACUUUUACAGUUCUCUUUCCCACCAAACAACCUCCCCCCACAACUCCAAAACAAAAACUGAGCUUGUGACAAUUUUCAAGCCUCAAAAUGGGGUCAUACUGGGAAAAACUGAGAUUAUUAUUUGUGAAGUCAAAGCCAAUAAAUAUACAUUCUAUUCUUUACUGAAAUGCUGAAAUCCUGGCCAGGAUUUUACUGCAAACCUCAUUUCAAUUUUCAACGUGUGGGAGAAUUUCUUGUAAUGCUCUUCUAUGUAGACAAAUCUUAAACCUAAACAAAGUUAGGUUAACACACUGAUAAACCUGCCUCAGCUGUUGAAAUUUCUAUUUUGGCUUAAGUGGAUUGACCGUCUCAUUGCUUUCUUUUCAAAAUAGCUUUUAUUUUGGACUUGGGGAUGUCAUGGAGUCUUGGAGGAAAUGCAUUGGCUGCAGCAAGAGUGAGUAGGUAUGAGAGAUGGAGACUAGAGAUUGUCUUUGGUAGAGAGGUGACAGAGAUGAAACAAUUUGGUGGCGGGGUUAAUGGGAGGGAAUGCAUUUUGGAUGACAGCAGGUGCCAAAAAAAAUGGCGCAUUCAAGGAAAGGAAAGGUCUGGCAGGGAGCAGAGGUAGAGUGGCUAAAAUGGGUUAGGAGUGGUUUGGCAAUUGAGUGGGAGUGGGGUCCAGCAAGAAUAGAUUAGCUUAUUUUCUCAACGGUUUUACUGAGUUGUGGUGUUUUCUGUGUAGCAUGGUCACUUAACAGCAUUAGUGCAAUCAUACAGUAUUACAAAGACAAAUUAUAAAUAAUAUAUACCAUAGAUCUAUAGCUUGCUUAAACUUUAAUACAAGAUUAGACACUUCUAUAAAUCAAAGGUUAUGUUUUCAAGGUUUCUUGCUAAUUCCAACAGCAAUUAAUAUAUUUUGAUAUUUAUUCAAUGACUUUGGUUCUGAGCUGAGGUAUAUAAUGACACUAAAAAUGUGAAGAUUGGGUGUGUUCUGAGGAUCCUGUUACUUUGAACAACCCCUUGCUGUUAAAGCUCAGCUCUGCCUACUUUGUGCUAACGAUAUGAAGUUUGAUAGAUUCAGUCAUUUGAAUUUUAAACUUGUAUAAAAGUACAUUUUUAGAAAUGCUGCAAUGUAGUUUUAUUUUUCCGUCAUCGGAUAGGUUUUAAAAUAUAACUUAUAAAUGGACUGAAGAAACUGGAUACGUGAAUGUAUUCUUGAGAAUAUCAACGUUAGUCACUUCCUACCAAAGCACCUUAGUGCUGAAAACUUAAUUCGACUAUUUGGCUCUAUUUGACUAAAUGAACGAAGUGAUAAGAUUGUAACCUUGAAUAUUUCACCCUGCUGCUUAAUCGGUAACUAUUUUGAUCUCUGGUUUCUCCCAUUCUGUUCCAAAUUAGAUAUGCAGAGGGAUGUGUAACGUAAAUAUCAUUCUCCCCUCUCUUUAAUUGUUUUUAUCUCAUUGCCUUCUCUCUCUCUUUCUUUUGUGCUUUCUGCAUUCACAUCCUUCCCUUUAUUGCUGCAGUUAAGAUCAGAAACUGCAUGAUCCAGGGUACUCAGACUUGUAUCCCUCCACUCUCUGAUAUCCUCUGUGCAGAAUUUCAAAUGCUUCAUUGCUUUGUUAAUCAUGGAGAUAUGACUGGAUAAGAUCCUUUGUCUUUUUAAGAAGAGUGUGUGGUGUUCAAUGGUACAAAACAAGAGACAUGCAGCUCAUGUCCAAAUUUAUAUUCAUCCCUGUAAAACAGUAAGUGUUAAUAUAUCACUGUAAUCUUGUACAAUUUGUCCUUUGCAAUAAAUAUACUUGUACCAUGCUCAAACCAAA
Rhincodon typus (whale shark) is the source of this 10067-nucleotide messenger RNA. It is a transcript of the gene slc45a3, whose product is annotated as solute carrier family 45 member 3. Gene Ontology annotation, biological process: transmembrane transport. The record is from RefSeq and is a predicted model, not a curated record. The transcript has 6 exons. Gene Ontology annotation, molecular function: sucrose:proton symporter activity. Gene Ontology annotation, cellular component: membrane. NCBI's taxonomy places the organism in Eukaryota, Metazoa, Chordata, Chondrichthyes, Orectolobiformes, Rhincodontidae. Bases 514 to 2226 code for a protein of 570 amino acids.